UCAACAGAAGCGUGAAAACUUUUUUCCGAUGCAAAUAGUGGAGGGUUUCUGUUUGUAGCUAAAAAUUUUCAGUAAAAAUCCAAAAUUUUCAGUGAAAAAAUCGAAAAAUGUUCAAAAACACUUUCCAGUCUGGUUUCCUGUCGAUUCUUUACAGUAUCGGCAGUAAACCACUACAGAUUUGGGACAAAAAAGUACGCAACGGACACAUCAAGCGCAUCACCGAUCAGGACAUUCAGUCGCUGGUGUUGGAAAUCAUUGGAACCAAUGUCAGCACAACAUACAUUACUUGCCCGGCAGACCCGAAAAAGACACUCGGAAUCAAACUCCCGUUUCUAGUGAUGAUAAUAAAGAACCUGAAAAAAUAUUUCACCUUCGAAGUACAGGUUUUAGACGAUAAAAACGUGAGACGGCGUUUCAGGGCCAGCAACUAUCAAUCGACUACGCGAGUCAAGCCAUUCAUCUGCACCAUGCCCAUGCGACUGGAUGAAGGCUGGAAUCAGAUUCAGUUCAAUCUGUCCGAUUUUACCCGCCGAGCCUACGGAACCAACUACGUUGAGACGCUACGAGUUCAAAUUCACGCCAACUGUAGGAUACGACGCGUGUACUUUUCCGAUCGACUCUACUCCGAGGAUGAGCUGCCAGCGGAAUUCAAACUGUUCCUACCCAUUCAGAAGCCUCAGUCAAAGGCGAUUGCACAGCAAGCAUGUUAACCCUUGUGUUGUCGAAAUCGGAUGAGACGAGAAGAUAAGACUUCUAUCAAAUUUCACGGAAAAAAUUUCUAAAUUUUAACUGCACCUUUACAAUAUCUACUCUUUUACUUACACCUGUGACUCUCAUAUAGAUAUCAACAAGCAGAAUAAACAAGUGUCCUUAAUAAAAUGGAGCACACCGUGGCAUUAACCCGGCGACAAGUCAAGCAAUUGCAACCGAAGGGUAUCGUUCACAAAAAUGUACCAUUUUUAUCCACUCAUCGACAAAUCCACGCGCAUUUGCAUCUGACGUCGAUAUUUAAUUGCUUCGGAUCAUACAUCUUUUCAAUAAUAAUAAUUGUGGUAGAAAACGAUUGAAUGGGAAGAUCGUUAUCGUCCACUAAUCAAUAUGAUCGUUAUUGGUAACUACCGUGAUCACCCAUAUAACCAUUAAUAGGGUAUAUAUGAGGAAAUGAAAUAAAAAGUGUGUAAAUAUCCAA
This is a messenger RNA of Topomyia yanbarensis, 1189 nucleotides long. RefSeq names its product cilia- and flagella-associated protein 20 (gene Bug22). Gene Ontology annotation, cellular component: ciliary basal body; motile cilium. The coding region runs from base 108 to 710 and encodes 200 amino acids. Gene Ontology annotation, biological process: positive regulation of cell motility; regulation of cilium beat frequency involved in ciliary motility; cilium assembly. Lineage: Eukaryota; Metazoa; Arthropoda; Insecta; Diptera; Culicidae. The transcript has 2 exons. The record is from RefSeq and is a predicted model, not a curated record.